Molecule: messenger RNA, 6791 nt
Organism: Porites evermanni
Lineage: Eukaryota; Metazoa; Cnidaria; Anthozoa; Scleractinia; Poritidae
Source: the annotation of a GenBank genome assembly
AAUUUAAAUCGCCGAAUAUGUCUCGUGGUGGUACACGAGUCUACUUUGGAAAGAUUCCCAGAGAUACAAGAGAAAGAGAUUUAGAGCGGUUUGUGCGAGGAUUUGGCAGAGUGCGUGAAAUUAGCAUCAAAGCUGGAUACGGUUUCGUGGUAAGUGCGGAAAUACAAGCCAUCGAGCAUUUAUAAUCUUACUGUCGUAGCUUUGAACUGUAUUUUCGUUUCCCUUUGGCUAGGAAUUUGAUGAUCCAAGAGACGCAGAUGAUUGUGUAUAUGAUUUAAAUGGAAGAGAACUUUUAGGAGAAAGGUAAUUUUAUCACGAGUUCUGUCAUUAAUGACUAAAAGGAAGUUCAUUGAAAUUGGUUCCGUGAAUACCUGCACAUUAAAAGUAAGAUAAGCCGAUGUUUAACAUCGUGGUUAAACAAACUAAUGCUUCUUGGAUCAAUAUGAAAGCAGUGAGUAAGCUUACAUAAAAUAUCGUAUAUUGUACUCUUUACGUCCAAAUACAAAGUAGGGGUAUUUAGCAGAACGCCGAAUGCGGAACGCUGAAUGACUCCGAGUUUAGUGAUAAGGGUUAGGUUACACCUGAGGUCUAGAGUGCUUAGUGCCUAACUAUACUUCAAUUUAACCUUUUGGAACAGAGUUGAGAAUUAGUGUUUUAUCAAAAUAAUUAUAAGAGGGUAGUAAGGGGAAUAAUAAUUAGAAGGUCGUUUUCACCAGAUCAUAAUGCACUGCAUUUAACUCAGAGUAAUUUAUUUUACUUAACUCUCUUGACUGAAAUGCUCUACCCUUAACUUUGACUCGGAAUCUGUCACUAGGAAAAAAACUAGUCGUAAAGGGGCUCUAUAAUGAAGAUAAUGCUGUUUAUUCUGCGCUGAAAGUCAUUACUUAGUGCUUUUAACUAUAAACAAAGUGCUCUGUUAGAGAUAUGAAGAAGAUAUCAAACAAGUCUCAUCAGAGAGCACAAACUACAAUAUUAUUUUGGUUGUUUUUUGUAGACGUAGCAUGAAAAGUUGAAAAAGUUGGCCCAAGUAUUUUUUUUUUAAAGUUUCAAUCCAAGUCUAUCCUUGCCAUCCCUUGUAACAGAUGACAGGGAGAGUAUCAAUACCUAAAUAUAGUCUUAAUUAAAUAACAAACCUGGGGCCCGUUUCUCGAAAGUCCCGAUAAUUAACGGGCCCAUUGAGCUGUUGUUGUUUACAUGCAAGGUAGAGGUAUCAACAGUUUUGCAUCUAACAUGAUAAAACUAUCAGUUAAUGAAACAAAAUGGAGUAGUUUGCUAGCCAGGACCUGCGCUCUUAUUCUUUAUAUUUCGAUUUGAAAAUUUGAUUUCGGGCCCGAAACGUUACCAGGGCUUUUGAGAAAUGGGCCCCUGGACCAUUACUUUUGGAAUUCAAUAAAGGCAGAAAAAAUGUUUUAUCUUUUUAAAAAGAUAGCAAAUAGUGUGACAUAGCCCUUUUAAAUCUUGUUUUCAUUGAAUGAUAAGAUAAGAAGAAAAUGAAUGCACAAACUCAAGCCCUUGCUACCUGGCACUAAGCAGUUAUACUGCCUACAAGUGCAAAUCAUUUUGACGGGGCUGAUCACUAAGGAAGUAGCCUUGUCUUAUUUACAAAAACAGAGUUGUGGUUGAACAUGCAAGAAAUCCAUCCAGAACUUCAGACUAUGGUUACAGAAGUAGUGCACCAAGGUAAAUAAAUCUGGCAAUAAAGGAGUGCUUUAUACAGACAUACAGGACAAAAAAUUAACUUUUUUUUUAGAAGUCAUUUGGCUGAUGGAAAGUCGUGGCUAAUUUCAACAAUAUAUUCACCAAGGCACAAAAAAGUUAGCAAAUGAUUUUAUUCUGUUAUGUCAAGUGCAAGGCUCACCAGCAUUGCAAGUUUUCACUGCCAAUAAUCCUAAUCGGUUGUAUACAGUCUGUCUCAAAGUACUGUGUUAGAAAGGAGAUGCUUCCAGGGACUACUGAUUUACAGUCUAUUUACUGCAAGAUGACUUCAACAGUAGAUUUAUUUCAUUGAACAUGGAAGUAUGUGCUAAUGUUUUCUAACAUGAAAGAUGUUUGGAUGUCCAAACCAGCUUCAAGUAAAGUUCCUAAACAAUCACAGAAGUCACCAGAAUGAGUUGAUCUUACUUAUAAUUAUCAAUUUUGUUCUAAGCAGUAGCAGACCUCCCAGAAGAGGGCGCUCACCACCAGUUAGGACAGAACACAGGCUUGCGGUGGAAAAUCUUUCUUCACGUAUCAACUGGCAGGUGUGUAAUUGCAUAAGCUUAUUUUUUUGUCUAUUUCCCUGUCAUAAAUGUAGUUUAUUACAGUGUCUAUAUUUAUGCGUUUUGUCUAAGGACAGGAUGGGAGAUGACUUUUUAUUAGUAAAUGAUUCAGUGUUCUUAGUCAAAGCUGAUUGGAAAUCUGAUCUCCUUCAUUAGAAUUCUCUUUUUUUGUUCUACACUCAUUACAUGUUUCAGUUGAUAUUGUAUUUUUCAAUGCAUUUUGAUAGGGUAGUUUCAUUUGAUUACGUUGACUUUGUUGUAGGAUACAACCAAAUGUUCGAAGUUGUAGGUAAUAAAAUGUAUUGAAAUUCAAUUGGUAACUAUCAUGGUUUCCAAAAAAUUGACUUUUGAUCACCACCUCUUGAUUGAUCUGUAGAUAUCCAAAGCUAGCUAUGCCAUGUCCUAGCCAGUCUGCCUGCCCUACUCCUAGUCGGUCAUUCAGUCAGUUUCAUACAGACAGACAGACGGACUCCAUUUGAGCCUCUGCUACCCAACCAACCGUAGCAGCAAGUGCCGAGAUGUUUGAGCACUGUGGCGAUGCCAUGUUAAUUUUCCAUUCCGAGUACCGUACCGUACCCUUGCCUCAACAAACAGACAGUGUUUCAGGGCUUAAGUUAGUGCUAUUUUCCUCCAUCCAACCAGUGAGGGCUCUGUCUUCAGUGCCAUGAGCUAAAACUUACAGUUGGCCACCGGUGCUCAUCAGCCACAUUCCGUUUCCAAUUUGUAACAUUUGAUUCUCUAAAAUUGAUGCAAAAGACUACUGGAUGGUAAGUACAGUAACAUGGUUGCUGGAAGCCCAAGGGAACAUACAAGUGUGUAAUUAUAGACUAACAGUGGUUGGUUUUCGACUAUAAUGUUAAAAGUUCUCAGUGCCAAAGAGUGUUCCUAUUGCCUGUUUUUACAAAAUUUCAAAGCUUUCAAGAAUUUGCUUACAUUUGUACAUGUCAUGUUGAUAAUCAAACGGCCUUCUAUCUUGUUGUAUUCCUCACAGAUCCAGCAUUCUAUUUUGUUGGAACCUUGUCUCUAGGAUACAUUUUUCUCAAUGUCUUUUGUUAUGUUUCUCUGUUAUUGUAUUGUGAAUCAUAAAAGUGAACUUGAAGUGUUGUUUCAGGAUUUAAAGGAGUACAUUUCUAAAGCUGGAGAAGUUACAUUUGCUGAUGCCCAUAAGAGAAGACAGGGAGAAGGGUGAGUAUUAAUCAGAGGUGUGAUUUAGCCCUGUCAGUCCAAAUUUCUAUUCGUAAAACCAGAAGAUCUAAAUAGUACUAUUGAAAAGUUCUGCCAAAGAGAUUUCAUUUGAGGAUUUCAUUGACAGAUGCAAAAGUUAGAACAACAUGCUAAAUGAAUAACACCAUGUGAAAGCACUUGCUGGGUGGAGGCAUAGUAAUGAAAUGUUUAAACAUGACAUCAUGUGGUUUUUUUUAUGUACAGUUUGUUGCUGCAGUUUUCAGCUGUUCAUUUUUUUUCUUUCUCUGCAGAGUUGUAGAGUUCGCCACCAAAGAGGACAUGAAGAAUGCUUUAAAGAAACUUGAUGAUUCAGAAUUAAAUGGCAGGCGCAUCCGUCUCAAAGUUGUAAGGCCUAUCCCCCAUUUCCCCUUCUCUUACCUGCUUUACAGUUAACAAAGGUUCUUUAUGCUUCAAAGGUUUUUAAAAGCUGUUAGGUCAGGUCAUUAAAUCCCAUUCAGCAAUGUCAUCCUUGCUUAAAAACAAAAGAAUAUAGGAGCAAGAGACUACAUUCAGUCUUUUUUGUUAGUUUCUCACUUGUUCACUAGGACCAUGGAAAUGAGUGUUAAAUUUUUCUUACCUUUUAUCUUCCAAAUAGGAAAAGGUGAAAUCAUACUCACGUCGAUCACGUAGCCGCAGUAGAUCUCGAUCUCCAAAGCGUAAAAAGAGGUAAGAAUGUUUAAGUGACAGAAACGUGAUUCUUUUAGUCAGAAAAGAUAAUGGCAGAAAUAUUAUGUUUUCGAAGCACAUUAUCACAUAAAUCAUCUUUCAGUCAAAACAAACCUCAUCAGAUGGAGUUGCAUUCUUCCAUGCUUAGUAACCAGGCAAAUGUUUUUGACGCAUGUUUGACCAAUCUUGGUGGAUUAUUUAAGCAUUUCUUGACAUCUUUCAGUUUGUUUUACACCUUCCCUUGUUGUAAAAGGCUUACCAGUGUGAGAUUUUAGUUGUGAGACCUGUUUUUGCCAUUUACCUGGCAACUUGAAAUCUUAGUGACAGUCCUAUUUUAUACCUGUACACAACAUAUUUCCUNCUUCCAAAUAGGAAAAGGUGAAAUCAUACUCACGUCGAUCACGUAGCCGCAGUAGAUCUCGAUCUCCAAAGCGUAAAAAGAGGUAAGAAUGUUUAAGUGACAGAAACGUGAUUCUUUUAGUCAGAAAAGAUAAUGGCAGAAAUAUUAUGUUUUCGAAGCACAUUAUCACAUAAAUCAUCUUUCAGUCAAAACAAACCUCAUCAGAUGGAGUUGCAUUCUUCCAUGCUUAGUAACCAGGCAAAUGUUUUUGACGCAUGUUUGACCAAUCUUGGUGGAUUAUUUAAGCAUUUCUUGACAUCUUUCAGUUUGUUUUACACCUUCCCUUGUUGUAAAAGGCUUACCAGUGUGAGAUUUUAGUUGUGAGACCUGUUUUUGCCAUUUACCUGGCAACUUGAAAUCUUAGUGACAGUCCUAUUUUAUACCUGUACACAACAUAUUUCCUCUGGCAACUUGAAAUCUUUGUGCCACACAUGAAUACAUUUACGUUCAUUUUCAUGCAUGAAAUGUUUGUCCUGUUCUCACAAUAGAAGCCACUCUCGUUCUCGCAGCCAUUCAAAGUCCCGUUCCAAAUCACCAAAGAAACGCCAUCAUUCUUCAUCUCGUUCAAGGUCACGCUCCAAAUCACGCAAGUCAAAGUCCCGCUCACAGUCCAAAGAGAAAGAGCGAUCAAGGUCCAAGUCUGUGGAGGAAGAAGACAAAGAGGAGAAGAGUCCAGAGAAGGAGGACCAAGAGGAGGAGGAAGAAGGGGAUGCAGGUGCCGAGGCUGAUGGUGAUGGCGAGGAAAAGGAAGGUAGUCCAGAAGCAGUUAACGGAGAUGGAGAGGAAGAAAAUGGCGAAGGUGAGCAAGAACUUGAAGUGGAGGAUGAAGUUGAGGAGGACUGAGUAACAUUGAAAUCAGUGUUUUACACUGUAACUCAUAUUAUUAAAGCUGAGCCUGUUCCUGCUGUUGAGCAUUCUUGAAAUAAGGCGGCUUACUCAACAGAUUAUAUAAAGUGACACAGAUACCUGUUAGAGGUUGUAUUAGUGACUUUCAAGUUUUCACUUAAACAAGUGAGUUUUCAGUAGUGUUUAUGUAAACUCGUACAGUAAAUGCAUCAAUUGUUACACAUGCAUGUGUUCAAUGUAGUCUACAAAGUAGAGAAAUGUUUUUUAGCACUUAAACCCAUUUUUAGCAGUAAGUUACAAACUAUUUAGUCUUUGAUAUACACUUUUGUGUCGAGCACUCAACAGGCCUUGAUUUCCUGUUCCAAUUCAAUCUAUUUUACACAGCCGUAUUUGUUUAUACUUGGUGCAAAGCAAUGAUUUCUUUCUAGUAUGGCAUUGUCUCCUACAGUGUAUACCAGUUUUACUACACUUCCAUUUUCUUCUAUUUCAUGGACCCUUUUAACGUUUAUGUGAACAAGAAGGUCAAUUAGGAUUUAUUGUUUUUCCUCAAAAUUCUUUCAAGACAUUGGCAGUGUUAGUCUUGCGGGGAGCAUUGCGUUACUCCUGCCUGCAAAGUAGAGUAAAGUACUGUGUGUCCAAGCAUAAUUACAUUUAAUUAAGCAAUGCAUGUCCUUUUAUACUUAAUAUCAACAUUUUAUUAAAUUUCCAUCCUUGAAGACUCAAGGACAGCUGUCUCAGAUGGGGCUUUUGCAGAUGAAACUAUUUCAAAGUUUGACCCUUUGAACCCUCAUAUGAGCUUACAUAUUCUCGACACUGCUCUCCAUACAGUUCUUGUAUCUAACUCUGAGGAGAAUUAGUUCAAAAAUCAAGACUUUACACUUGCUUACCACUUUCUUUCUUCUUGUGACUUGUAUGCCUGACUGAGCAUUUAAGGAGAAAUUAGCUGUUAUACAAUGUUACAUGUAGGGUUGAAGGUUUGCAUCAGAAAUGGGAUAUUGAACCAGGUCGAGAAGCAUUUCUGGCUAAUUACAAGCAGUUAAUAGCCCACAUUUGAUGUAUUAAAAUUCUAACAUGACUCUGAUUCUUUCUGGUCAUUUUUCUAUAUUUCGGUUGGUUUUCUUUGUGCUCAAGUCUAUUCUGGGAAUUGUGAGACAGUGGAGUCGUGAAAGAUUUGCAAUUUUGACCCUAAAGCCUUGGAGUCAUGUUAGAAGUUUGAUAUAUGGAACGUGGGCUAUUCAAACGCUUCUGGAACUUGUUUGAUGCUCAAUUCCUCUUGGAAACUUUGCUCACUAUGAUUUUUGUCUGUGAAUAUCCCCUCUCAGUUAGCUGGCCUUUAACUUCAGGGGUGUGAAAUGUCUGAACUAAUGUCUAAAUUUGUAAUCUGGUGUUCCCUUGGA